AUGUUAUUUCCACUCCUCCUCCCUGUAUUAGCAUUCCUCCCCUGCGUACUCUCGAAAACCGUCACCUAUGACUUCAACAUAACCUGGACCACCGCAAACCCCGACGGCAAAUUUGAGCGUAAAGUCAUCGGUAUCAAUGGAAAAUGGCCAAUUCCUACCAUCGAGGUCGACAAAGGCGACCGGGUGAUUGUGAAUAUGUACAAUGGCCUGGGAGACCAGAAAACAAGUCUGCAUUGGCACGGUCUUUUCAUGAAUGGGACGAGUUACAUGGAUGGGCCCGUGGGAGUGACCCAAUGCGCGGUUGCGCCAGGACAGAGCAUCGUAUAUGAUUUCGUUGUCGACCAGCCAGGCACAUACUGGUACCACUCGCAUCUGAAGGGCCAAUACCCCGACGGCCUGCGGGGCGCCUUCAUCGUCAAUGACCCCGACGAUCCACACAAGGACCUCUACGACUCCGAGAUCGUGCUGACCUUCUCCGACUGGUACCACCAGCAGAUGCCAUCACUCAUUAAGCGCUUCCUCUCCGUUGCCAACCCCACCGGCGCCGAACCCGUCCCGCAGUCCGCCUUGAUCAACGAAACACAGAACCUAACCGUCUCUGUCGAGCCCGGCAAGACGUACCUCUUCCGCCUGAUCAACAUCGGUGCCUUUGCGGCGCACUAUGUGUGGUUUGAGGGCCACACCAUGCAGGUUGUCGAGGUUGACGGCGUCUACACGAAGCCGAUGGAUGCGCAGAUGCUGUACCUGACGGCCGCGCAGAGGGUUGCGGUGUUGGUAACGAUGGGGAACGACACGAGUAGUAACUUCCCGUUUAUGGGAAGUAUGGACGAGGAUCUGUUUGACCAGGUUCCCGAGGGGCUGCAGUCGAACGUGACGGGGUGGUUGGUCUACGAUUCGAGGAAUGAGAAUCCGCCCGCGAAGGAGAUUUCGGAGUUUGAUCCGUUUGAUGAUUUCUUGCUGGAGCCGGUGGAUGAGGAGCCGUUGCUGGAGAACCCGGCGACUUCCAUUACGUUGGAUGUUGUUAUGGAUAAUCUUGGAGAUGGAGCAAACUAUGCUUUCUUCUCAGGAAUCACCUACGUCGCCCCAAAAGUCCCAACUCUCUACACCGUCCUAUCCUCUGGAAACCUCAGCACAAACCCGGUGAUAUAUGGCUAUAACACAAACUCGCAUAUCCUUAGACACAACGACGUGAUAGAGAUUGUAAUCAACAAUCUCGACCCAGGGAAACAUCCCUUCCAUCUUCACGGCCACAACUUCCAAGUAAUCUACCGCAGCCCCGACGACGCUGGCGCCUACGACCCCACCGCGACCCACGACAACCCCGCCAUCCCCAUGCGCCGCGACGUAGUCCUCGUCAAUCCCAACGGCAACCUCGUCCUGCGCUUCCGCGCCGACAACCCAGGCGUCUGGUUCUUCCACUGCCAUCUCGAAUGGCACAUCGUCUCCGGUCUUGCCACAACAUUUGUCGAAGCGCCGCCGCAGCUGCAGUCGCAGGUGGUGCCGCAGGACCACCUCGAUAUCUGCACGGCGCAGGGGCUGUCGACGGAGGGAAAUGCGGCGGGGAAUAAGGUGGACUUUUUGGACCUCACUGGGGAGAAUAGGAGUCCCGACCCGCUACCGGCGGGCUUUGAGGCGAGGGGGAUUGUGGCGUUGGUGUUUAGUUGUGUCGCGGCCGUGGGAGGGAUGAUGGUCGUGGUGUGGUAUGGGAUGGCGGACGUGCCGAAGUAG
Molecule: messenger RNA, 1728 nt
Organism: Morchella importuna
Lineage: Eukaryota; Fungi; Ascomycota; Pezizomycetes; Pezizales; Morchellaceae
Exons: 5
Coding region: 1-1728 (575 amino acids)
Biological process (GO): cellular response to iron ion starvation; reductive iron assimilation
Cellular component (GO): high-affinity iron permease complex
Molecular function (GO): copper ion binding; ferroxidase activity
Source: RefSeq, a predicted model, not a curated record